UAAAGACACACAGAUCCUUUGGUGUGUGACAAGGCCUGGCCCCUGUCAUCACAAACCCCUUGUUGUGCCUGUGAAAUCCUCUCUCUGCCCCCACAGAGUGAGAGAGCGAGAGAGAGAGAAAGAGAGAGAAAGAGAGAGGUGGUCAGACAGAGCCAUGUGAGGAGUGUCAUAUGGAACAGCUUUAGUCCCCAACCCCUGUAUCAUCCUAUCAAAGGAAUGCUGGCUGCAUCUGGAGAGCAAAGCUGCCUCAUGUGUGCCAGCACGGGUGGGGUGGAGGGGACACGGGGACUCUGCCAGCCUCCUACACACAUACACACACACACAUACACACAUACACACAUUGUUCAACUAAAGAUUUUCCAUUAUCGCAACUUAUAAACUCUAUUCCGUUACACCUUUGAUCUUUGGCCUCAGUAUCUAGAAGACAGAAGCAGUGGAGCACUUGGACAGGGAAAUACCAAAUAAACACUCUCACACAUACUCACACACACACACACACACACAACUUACCUCAUUCUCACCCAGAUCUGACGACUGUACUUGACUCUCUGUCUCUCCGCUUGACCUCUGGAAAGUGUCCUUUCAAUUGCACCAUCGUCCUCUUGCACUCAUCCUAUCUCUGACACUGACAUUCUUUCACAUUAGCAGCGUUGACUGGCCAGAUAGGCCUUCCUCACUAGCCUAGCCCCUAUCUCAGAAUGUGUGUGUGUGUGUGUGUGUGAGCGCUUAUUAGAGACACUACCUCAGUAAAUGGGCGAGAGGAGUUCACGUGAACUGGACGCAUUUUAGAGCAGGACAAUCUAAGAGCAUGUCUUCUUUUGAUGAUAGCGAGGCAGUAGACAGCAUGUACGACACAGAGCUGAACGCUGCAGCGGGUGAGAGUGCAGAGGAGGAGACGGAGGACAGUGUCAUGUCUCCGAUCGCCAUGGGCCCUGCCUCGCCCCAGCCCAACAAUGAAGACUUCACCCCAAAAGAAGGCUCACCCUAUGAGGUGCCUGUCUACAUUCCCGAUGACAUUCCCAUCCCCGCCCACCUGGAGCUGCGCGAGUCCUCCGUGCCAGGUGCUGGCCUUGGCAUCUGGGCCAAAACCAGAAUCGGGAUGGGCGAACGCUUCGGACCGUUCCACGGGCUGCACAGCGCCACCGUCAAAGAGACCACUUAUGGAUGGGAGCAAAUGCUGAAUGAUCACGAAGUGUCGUCACAGGAUAGCUGCAUCAAAAAGGUAGUGGACGACAUGGGCAAUGUGAAGUUCUGCCUGGACGAAGCGCUGGAGGCUAGCGGGAGCUGGCUAAAAUACGUACGGGCAGCGCCAUCCUACGAGGAGCACAACCUGGCUGUUUGUCAGAUUAGUGAAGAUCAGAUUUAUUAUAAAGCCAUUAGGGAUAUUGGAGUUGGGGAGGAGCUGCUGGUUUCUAUGAAGGACGGAGUUUUUCCCGAGGGCUCGAUGGCACCUAACCUGGAAGAUGAGCAAAUGUACCGCUGUGAAGACUGUGAUGAGCUCUUCUCGUCAAAGCUGGAGUUGCGACGGCACCAGAAAUACUCUUGCAACACCGGCAGCUCUAUUUUCGAUUCGUUAAGCGAAGACCUCAAACAGGAGCGGGACGACAACGACGAACCGGUGCACGAGUGUAAAGACUGUGAAAAGAUCUUUCCCAGCGAGUAUAGUCUUGGCCAGCAUAUGGUUGUACACACAGAUGAGCGGGAGUACAAGUGUGACCAGUGCCCUAAAGCUUUCAACUGGAAGUCCAACCUCAUUCGUCAUCAGAUGUCACACGACAGUGGCAAGCGCUUCGAGUGUGAAAACUGUGAUAAGGUAUUCACAGACCCCAGUAACCUGCAGCGCCACAUUCGCUCACAGCAUGUCGGUGCCCGUGCCCACACCUGCCCUGAGUGUGGCAAGACCUUCGCUACAUCCUCAGGUCUCAAGCAGCACAAGCACAUCCACAGUAGUGUGAAGCCAUUCAUGUGCAUGUGUGUUCUACCAGGUGAGGUGUGUCACAAGUCCUAUACCCAGUUUUCCAACCUGUGCCGCCACAAGCGAAUGCAUGCAGACUGCCGCACCCAGAUCAAGUGCAAGGACUGUGGGCAAAUGUUCAGCACUACCUCCUCCCUCAAUAAGCAUCGGCGCUUCUGCGAGGGAAAGAACCAUUAUAGUCAUGGAGGCAUAUUCACGCCAGGCAUCCCUAUGACCUCCAGUCCUAUCAUGGGCAAGUCCAAGCCGCAUCCUGGCCUGAAUCACAGUGGACUUGGCUUCGGUGAUUACUUCCCCUCUCGGCCGCAUCAUCCAGGCCUGCCCUUCUCUACUGCCCCUCCUGCAUUCCCGUCGCUUUCCCAUGGCUUCACAGGGAUCUUUCCCCCAUCACUGUAUCCUAGGCCCACAUUGUUACCCCCUAGCCCAUUACUAAAGAGUCCACUGAGUAACAGUCAAGAUGGGAAGCUUCCCCAUAGUCCCCUUGAUGCCCCUGCUCUCUCAAUGGUCACAUCUGUUAGCAACACCAAUGGCAAUGCAGGUAGUGGCCUUAGCCAGUCAGAGAUGAAUCGCGAGUCUAAGCAGGAACUGUCCAUGUCAGACAGCAAGAAUAAGGUAAAAAUGAGUGACAUGUCUGAUGGCAGCGAUUUAGAGGAUGUUAAUACCACCAGCGGCACUGAUCUAGACACCACCACUGGCACAGUUUCUGGCUCCGAUCUAGACAGCGAGGCGGAGAGCGAGCGAGAGAAGAGUCGAAGGAAACACAGACAGGAAGGCAAACAAGAGGAGGUCAACAGCAGUGUAGUGUCAGUGUCCAGCUCAGGUAACCUUCCUCAUGAUCGCCCUUUCCUCUCUUCCCAGCAUUCCUUCUUUCCUCCACCCGAUGAGCAGGCACUCCCACCUACUGCUGCCACAACCGACUCUAUCAAAGCCAUCGCUUCCAUUGCUGAAAAGUACUUUGGGCCAGGCUUUAUGGGCUUGCAGGAGAAGAAAAUGGGCUCCUUGUCUUACCCUUCCAUGUUCCCCUUUCAGUUCUUACCCAACUUUCCACAUUCCUUGUACCCUUUCACAGACAGAGGACUCAACCCUAACAUGUUCCUAAAACCAGAACCCAAAUCACCUCGUGAGCACAUACAGAAAAUGGCUACCACCACUGCUGCAGAGUCACCCUUUGACCUCACCACCAAGCCCAAGGAAGUGAAACCUUUCCUUCCACCCUCCGUCAAGCCCUCUAGUGCACUUCUUCCCAGUGGUGAGGAUCAGCCUCUUGAUCUGAGCAUUGGAGGCCGGAGCAGAGCCAGUCAGAACGGUGGAACACACGAGCAGCGUAAGAAUCAUGUCCAUAGCACCAACUGCAAGACGCCAACUAAAGAUGAGCAUCCAGUGCUGAACCAAUCUCAGAACCUCCACCAGCCCCAGAUGCCUCAGCAGCAAGUGUCCCUUCCGCAGCCUCCUCUUCAGCAGCAGCCCUCGCUCCACUACGCCAAGCCUUCGCCCUUCUUCAUGGAUCCCAUCUACAGCAGGGUGGAGAAAAGGAAGCUGAUAGAUCCUGUAGGAGCACUGAAGGAGAAGUACCUGAGACCAUCUCCGCUGCUCUUCCACCCUCAGGUGUCUGCGAUGGAGAACAUGACCGAGAAGCUGGAGAACUUUGGCACUUUGAAACUGGACGCUCCCAAUUCGCUACAGCACUCCUCACAUCACCUCUUCAACUUCCGCUCCCCUCCUCCUUCUCUGUCUGACGCUAUCCUCCGCAAAGGCAAAGAACGCUAUGCCUGCAGGUACUGUGGGAAAAUCUUUCCCAGGUCGGCUAAUCUUACCAGGCACUUACGAACACACACAGGAGAGCAACCCUACAGAUGUAAAUACUGUGACCGUUCCUUCAGCAUCUCGUCCAACCUCCAGCGACACGUUCGCAACAUUCACAAUAAAGAGAAGCCGUUCAAGUGCCACCUGUGUAACCGCUGCUUCGGUCAGCAGACCAACCUGGACCGCCACUUAAAGAAACACGAGCAUGAGAAUAUCCCAGUGAGCCAGCACUCUGGGAUUCUCUCAAAUUUGGGAACAAAUAUCUCCUCUCCAAACUCCGAACCUGACAAUCACGCACUUUUAGACGAAAAAGAGGACUCGUAUUUCUCAGAGAUUAGAAACUUCAUCUCCAAUAGCGAGCUGAACCAGGCCUGCAGCUCCUCAGAGAAAAGGUCGGAAAUGACGGAGGACGAGCGUCCUGAGAGCCACGCCGUCACGGACUCCAAGCUGGAGGAGGAGGAAGAGGAGGCAGAGGGAGACGACGAAGAUGAGGAAGGCUCGCUAACAGAAAAGUCCCAGGAUGAGAUGACUUCUCCCGCCACCAUGGUUCAAGGCACUUACGACGAUGACGAGGAAGCCGCUCCGCUCUCCAUGACCUACGAACACCCACGCAGGUGUAUUGAGGAGGAUGCAGGCCUGUUAGAUCUGGAGCCUCUGCCUGGCUUUCCAAAGGGCCUGGAGCUCCAUAAGCCUGCUGACGAGCCAUUUGACGUUAAAGACAUAUUUAACACCUCCUUAGAGUCUGAGGCGCUGAAAGAAACACUCUUGAGGCAGGCUAAAACCCAGGCUUAUGCAAUGAUGCUCUCUCUGUCGGAGAACAACCCCCUGCAUCCAACCUCCCAGAACUCACUAGACGCCUGGCUGAACAUGGGAGGAGGCCCUUCAGAAACCAGCUCCUUUCACCCACUCAACCACAUCUAAGCCCAGAGAGCAAGGAGAUGAGGAGUGGUCGGAGGGAGAGGAGGAGGAGGAGGAGGAGAGAGAGAGAGAGAGAGAGAGAGAGAGAGAGAGAGAGAGAGAGAGAGAGAGAGUGGGCAGUAGGAAUGGGUAAAGACCACCAUGAAGGAGAUGCAUGUGUUACAAUAGCACAUGAAGACCAGUGAUGCUUACAGUAGAUGAAUCACCACUUCGACUGGGAAAAGCGGGAGGAGCUUAACUGAAAGACUGUUAGCUGAAACAGAGACUUGAACCAGUAGAGCUGUAGAUAUCUCCUUCCCACAACAGAGAGACAAAAGACUGACCACUCCACUCUGUACAAUCUGUUUUAAAGCUCAAUCUGCAGUUUUUUCCUCGGAAACUCGGUCUUGGAAAAAAAACAAAAAACAACAAGCCAUGUAUCCCCGUGACAUCCCAAAUCUGUCUCAUUCAUCAUUUCUCAUUAGGACAGCCAUGCUUAUUAAAGUGACGAUAGACGAAAGAAAAAGGAAACAGCAGGUAUUUUUGUCACGUAUGCUGAUCCGAUCCGAUCGAGUCCCCAAACUAUAUUCCAUGAAGCGGCACGCUCGAACCACAAGAGCGCAUAUCAGCGUACCAAGACAGGGUCUGAACAGAUAGCGGAACAGCUUUAUGUGUCUUCUAGAUGUCUCCAUAAACUGCACUGUAGAACUAAUUCACGAAACGGAUCAGAAUUAACACGAUAUAUAUUUUUUCAAACGGAUGAGCCACAGAAAUAAACAGAAUCCCGUCCACUGCUAAUCACGUCCCUCCUCUUUGAUUGUGUUGAUCAUCAUCAGAGUGGUAGAACAGAAGCAUGGCUGCUCAACUCAACAUAUCACCUUAACCUUGUUACUGUCAUGAUUGCCAUUUUAUUUUUUGAAGCGUUAAAUUAUUCUCCUCCCAACGUUCUCAUGCAUUCGAAACACUCUUUUUUUUUUGUAUGUGAUUUGUUCUUCGAUCAACAGUAUUGUUUUCUCUCGAGUACGUCUGUGCUUAAAUUGUUAAUAUAAUUAUUUAGUGAAGGACCAAAUUUGUAUGAUAAUGUUGUAAGAUGUACAAAAUUAUUUCGAAAUUCAUAGCAAAGCGUGUUGUGUGCCAAAUAACCCUUUUUUUUUUUCUUGGACAAUCAUUUAUUUUUAUUUCCCAGUGGUUAUUUUUAUGCUGUUUUAGUAGGGGUUUGUUUUUUGCUCUCGUAUCGCCUGCUCAGUCUAUGUAUUUGAUUUGAGGUGCAUUUGAUUUCUAUUUAUUUUAGUUGUUUCAUCAUUAUAGGAAAAAAAAUAUAUUCUAGACAAAAAAAAAGAAAAGAAAAGAAAAGAAAAGAAAAGAAAAGAAAAACUGACCCAGUUUCACCCUGUAGUUAAAUCUAUGACUGAGACUUUUAAUCUCAUGAUGCUCUGAAGGAUAUUGUAUAGAGACCGGUAUGCCAAAAUGUAAAUGACAAAAUCAACUAUUUUAUUUAUAACUUUGGCAUCGGCACCAGUCUGUUCGUGUUCAUUGUGAGGUUUGUUUUUUAUUUUUCACUCGCUCGACCAUUUCAAACUGUAAAUACAGGGUGUGAUGUUGAACAAAUGGUUGGAAUUUUUUUUUUUUUUUUUUUUUUUAAAUGAAUCUUUUGAUUAAAGCAUCAGGUCACUUGAAUGGUGGGGCAUUAUAUUUGUAUUGCUAUAGUCAGUUUUGCUUUCGGUUUUAGUCUGCCCGUUUUUAAAUACAGCGAAAGAAUGGCCGUGUCAGUCUCUCGAACAGCUUCCAGUCCUGUGUGUUGAGUAGGAAACAGCAUGCCACUGUAUCCAAAACGAAUCCAAAUCAUCCCACAAACCAUCAGCACAAAGCUAGAAGCGUGGACCUUGAAUGCAACUGUGUUGUGUUCUCUCUCUCUCUCUCUGUCUCUCUCUCAUUUUUUUUUUUAUUCAAUCUUAUUUCUUACAAACAUAAGCAGCUGCUGUUAAUCGAAGGGGCUGGAAUGGGAUUAAAUCAACAGGAUCAAACGGUGAGCUGGGAAAUUUCUAUUUCUAACGCUGAUAUGCGAGUGUAGUUCGGGCUCGAGCAGGAAGCACAGCCCUUAAAAACACGCAUGUUACCCCAAGUGCCAGGACUCAGGAGUCCUCGUGCAACUCUACUGAACUGUGAAUCCAGCGCAUGAAUCGUACAAAAUAAAGACAACAACUAAACACAAGCUCAUGAUGAAUGUGUAGAAUAGAUUCAAUGUGUUGCUAAUGUGUCAAACCUCUAGCGUUACUUUUCUUCUUCGGAUGGCAAUUAAAGAAAAAAAAUUAAUAAUAAAAAUAAAAUAAAAAAGUCGGAUCUGUCGUUAUUACUUCUCCCAUCGCAGCCUUUUCUUUUACUCUCUUUGUAUAAUGUGUGCAAUUAGCACUUAAAUACACAGCACUCCUGAUCUCUCAGACCUCAUCUGUCCCCUAAGUACUGCUUCUGAUCCCCCUCCCUCUCCCCAGUUCUCCAAAUAAAGCCACUUGGUUUUAAUCAAGCACUUCAGCCACAAUUUAUACAUGAACAUUGUGUCACAGAUUAGGCUAAACAUUAUGAACCACACAUUGUGUACCACCCUCAAUAGAAAGAAUUCGCUUCUGUACUAUUACAGGGCACUGUUAUAGAUAUCUGCCACUAGAUGGCGUCUCUGUGUCAUUUGAGUUUUUGACAUGGUAGCUAGCUGUCCACUUAAAACUGGCCUAGCUGGAGAUAUUUAAUCAUACUGCAUAUGUCGAAGGUUCAUGAUGUCACAUACUACUGUAAUAAGCAAGCGCUGUAGGUGGUGGAGUAAAUCGAUCCAACGAACGAAACGAAUGGUCACAAACUGGUCUCGAUAUGGAAGUUGUUGUGUGUCGUCCCCCCCCCCACACACACACACACACACUGUUACAACACAAAACAAACGUAAAACCAUAAUUCGUUAUGGUUCCUCGAAAAACUGUAUAGUGUUCAAAAAAAAAAAAAAAAAAAAAAAAAAGAAACCGUCGCAUUCGUCUGCGAAUUCGUUUUAAAACAUGGGUUUGAAAAUAGAUGGUGCUUGUUUGAUUUGGAUAUGAGUUGUAUAUCGCUUCUGUUCUGUUUAUUGAAAGAAACUGUUGUGCAUGACUUGUGUUUUAGCGGUCAUAAUGGUGUCCAUUUGUGAAAUGUGUAUCUUAAAUUAAAAAGGCGAAAGAAAAGAAAAAAAAAAAGGUCAUAAAAAAUACUGAAUUUGUAGAUGCACUUAUUGUACAUGUGGUUAGGUUAGUAGGUUUGACUUUAAGUCCUGUUAACUGCCUUACCUGCAACAGGCAGAUGGUUAUUCAUUUAAACAUUAUGCUUGUGGGAGAGAAAUAAUGAGAAGAAGAAGAAAAAAAAAUGGAUUGUAGAAUAAUAAUGAAAAUUCUGAUAAUUGCAGUUCAUUUUUGGAUGCUUGUGAUUAUUGAAGAUGUACUUUAGAGAAAUUUCAUGGAAAAAGACAUGAUUCUGAUGUUAAUUCUGUAGAAUAGAUAUGUAUACCAAAUGUAAUCUUUCCAAUGCUAUGAAGAAUUUAUACAUGAAAUUGAUAUGCAAUAAAAACCUGUGUGCUUUUUAUAUGAA
Messenger RNA from Ictalurus punctatus (channel catfish), 8272 nucleotides. RefSeq names its product PR domain containing 16 (gene prdm16). Gene Ontology annotation, molecular function: DNA-binding transcription activator activity, RNA polymerase II-specific; protein binding; histone H3K9 methyltransferase activity. The coding region runs from base 809 to 4696 and encodes 1295 amino acids. Lineage: Eukaryota; Metazoa; Chordata; Actinopteri; Siluriformes; Ictaluridae. Gene Ontology annotation, biological process: regulation of transcription by RNA polymerase II. Gene Ontology annotation, cellular component: nucleus. The transcript is spliced from 17 exons. The record is from RefSeq and is a predicted model, not a curated record.